This is a messenger RNA of Egretta garzetta (little egret), 841 nucleotides long. It is a transcript of the gene RPL31, whose product is annotated as ribosomal protein L31. Gene Ontology annotation, molecular function: structural constituent of ribosome. The transcript is spliced from 4 exons. Gene Ontology annotation, biological process: cytoplasmic translation. The coding region runs from base 385 to 783 and encodes 132 amino acids. NCBI's taxonomy places the organism in Eukaryota, Metazoa, Chordata, Aves, Pelecaniformes, Ardeidae. Gene Ontology annotation, cellular component: ribosome; cytosolic large ribosomal subunit. The record is from RefSeq and is a predicted model, not a curated record.
CCGAAGCGGGCCGAGCCGCCCUCCCGGGUCGCCUUGAAGAAGGAAGGGGCUUGGACGUACAGAAACAGGACGGGGUGGUUUCAGGGGUGCUUGGGGCCGGCCGGGAGCCCUGUCGUCUUGGGAAGUGUCUGAGGAGUUUCGGAUGGGUUUCAUGCCCCUGUCAGGGCGAUGAGAGUAAAGCCUUUGCGAUGCUGAAAAGUUGCUGCUUAAAUCUGCAGCUGGUGCGACCCCAGGGGAUGAAUUAACCUUAUUUAAAUUAAACUUCCUGAAGUUUCUGAAUGUGGGAGUCGUAUGGCUUGUAAGGAGCUGGGGGUGAUGGGAGGAGGGAAGGCGCCGAGGGGAACAGCCUGAGGGAAGGUGGGUCUGCCUUUGACACAUGCACGGAUGCUUUGCAGCAUUGCUCAGAUGGCUCCUGCAAAGAAGGGUGGCGAGAAGAAGAAGGGACGCUCUGCCAUCAAUGAGGUGGUAACUAGGGAAUAUACCAUCAACAUUCACAAGCGGAUCCAUGGCGUGGGCUUCAAGAAACGAGCACCGCGUGCUCUCAAGGAAAUCCGUAAAUUUGCGAUGAAGGAAAUGGGUACUCCUGAUGUUCGCAUUGACACCAGAUUGAACAAAGCAGUCUGGGCUAAAGGAAUAAGGAAUGUUCCUUACCGUAUCCGUGUGCGCUUGUCGAGAAAGCGCAAUGAGGAUGAGGAUUCACCAAACAAGCUCUACACACUGGUUACCUAUGUGCCAGUCACGACAUUCAAAGGUCUACAGACAGUCAACGUGGAUGAAAAUUAAACUGAUUUUCAUUACAAUAAAAGGAUAAAAAGAAAGUUUACUCCUAAGUUGGUUUUUU